Nothobranchius furzeri (turquoise killifish) is the source of this 2520-nucleotide messenger RNA. Its product is annotated as rab GDP dissociation inhibitor beta. Gene Ontology annotation, cellular component: cytoplasm. The record is from RefSeq and is a predicted model, not a curated record. Gene Ontology annotation, biological process: vesicle-mediated transport; small GTPase-mediated signal transduction; protein transport. NCBI's taxonomy places the organism in Eukaryota, Metazoa, Chordata, Actinopteri, Cyprinodontiformes, Nothobranchiidae. Gene Ontology annotation, molecular function: Rab GDP-dissociation inhibitor activity.
GAGAACACAGAGCAAUUACAGUCCCUACCAUCAUCUCACCCGCUUCUUCACACACGUAUGCACACUGACUUUAUUCAGGUAAUGUGCCACAUCUCAUUGAUGAGAGAGAAAAAGUGAGGACACCGUCAACAUGCAGGAGUAUGAUGUCAUAGUACUUGGAACUGGAUUUAAGGAAUGUGUCCUCUCUGGUUUAAUGUCUCUUAAUGGGAAAAAGGUCCUUCACAUUGACAGGAAUUCUUAUUACGGAGAGGAAAGUGCAUCUAUUUCCCCUCUGCAGGAGCUGUACAGGAAGUUUAAAGUUCCUGGUCCUCCUAAAUCAGUAAGUCGUGGCAAAGAGUGGAAUGUUGACCUCGUGCCCAAGUUUUUUCUUGCCACUGGCCAGCUGGUGAAAAUACUCAUGCACACCGAGGUUACGCGCUAUCUGGACUUCAAAGUUGUUGAAGGCAGUUAUGUUUACAAAUCAGGGAAAGUGCACAAAGUCCCUGCUACAGAGGAGGAUGCUCACAGCUCAGAUCUGAUGGGAAUGUUUGACAAGAGGAGGUUCAAGAAGCUGCUGCACUUCACCCAGAACUUUGACAAAAGAAACCCUCGCACCCAUCAGGACAUGGAUCCGGACAAAACUACCACACGGGAGCUGUUCAGCCACUUUGACCUAGGACAGAAUGUCAUAGAGUUCACAGGUCACGCCAUAGCAUUACACUCCAGUGAGAGCUACCUGGACCAACCCUGUAUGGAAACCAUCCGCCGGAUCAGGAUGUACUCUGAAUCUUUGUCCCGCCACAACUACAGUCCGUACCUGUACCCCCUGUAUGGGCUCAGGGAGCUGCCACAGGGAUUCGCCAGACUGAGUGCAGAAUACGGAGGAACCUUUUUAUUGAACAGAGCCGUGGACGAGAUUGUGAUGGAAAACGGUAGCGUGAAGGCUGUCAGAUCUGAGGGGAAGCUUUUCCACUGUAAACAGUUGAUCUGUGAUCCCAGCUACGUUCCAAACCGUGUCCGGAAAAUGGGACGCAUCAUCAGAGUUAUUUGUUUGUUAAAUCAUCCUGUUAAAAACACCAACGAGGCCAGCUCCUGUCAGAUUAUCAUCCCUCAGACUCAGCUCAACAGGACGUCUGACAUUUAUAUAUCUGUGGUGUCCUACAGCCACAGUGUGGCCUCAGAUGGGAUGUACAUCGCCACAGUGAGCACCGCUGCAGAGACCAGCACCCCGGAGAAAGAAGUGCAGCCGGCUCUGGAGCUUCUGGAGCCCAUCAUGCAGAAAUUUGUGUCCAUCAGCAACCUGCUGGUUCCAAACGAGGAUGGGAGAAAGAGUCAGAUAUUUGUGUCUCGCUCAUAUGAUGCCACAAACCACUUUGAGUUUGAGUGUGAUGACAUCGAGGACCUGUACCACCGACUCACGGGAGCAGAGCUCUGCUUCGGGAGGUCUCGACAAGUAUCGCACAACUCUGAUGAUGAUUAAGGGCCUGCCACAUCAGGACCACGUGGUUUACCAGACAUGAUGAUUGCAUCAUAAACCAGAGGGAGUUCUAUAACAUGUAGACAAAUUCCUUUUGACCUGAUUUGUUUAUAAUUUUUUUAUGUCUGAUGCUGAGUAACUGGAAAUAAUUUCUCUAUUUAUUGUUUGUAAAUAAGCAAAUUGUGUCCUAUUUUCUAGUAGAAUCUGAGCACAAUCUGAUUACCAAAAGGAGAGAAGUGAGGAACUCAUGCUUAAUGUGUAAACUGUGGUUUAAAAGCAGACCUGACUAAAGCUAAGUGGACAGUUUUCCUGUGAUGGGUCUUUGUUCUGCUUAGCAGUUACAGGUGGAAGUCAUCAAACUGCAGAAUGCAUGUGAUGGUGUGGAUUUGAACGAUUUGAACACUUGGACUCUGGACAUGUUGCACCGAGACAAAUGAUUAAUGAAUUGUGCCGAUGUGCAGAGGACUCGUGGAUUCUCUUCUCUAUGAGGCUUAUGCAUGAGAAGGACAACGCCACUGAAUUAUAUCGUGCUGCACAGACACGUCAGAGGCAGAGCUGCUGGAGGAGGACGGACAGACGCACAGAAGUAAAGAGGCUUAUCAGAUGAAGGACAGCCACCAUAAAGACCGCCGGCUUCAUCUCAGCACAGACCGGAACACAGAGUCAGAUUUUAUUGUAAGCUUUUAUAAGUUCUUUAUCAGGCCGUUUUAAAAAAAAUUGAUAUUAAAGUAAUCUAUUCAUUUUCAGUUAUACCUGCAUAUUUUCAGUUCUUGGUCUAGGACUCAUUUAGACACAAUAAGGCUCCAACACUCAAGAAAUGAACAAGUGACUUGUUGACCCAAUAAAUAGAUAUGUUUAAAGCAAAAAAACAUUUAUUAAAACCACCUUAAAUUAUUACAAGCAGCUCUGGCAGCUUGGAAGAUAAAGAUAAAAAAAGUAGGUGUUUUUUUUAACCGUGUCCUGUCUGGCUGUGAAGCAAACAGAACUGAUGUCUGAAUGCUGGUGACAAGUCUUACAGAUUUACUCUCAGGUGGAGCAUUAAAGCGUCUGCUUUUAAUGUCACG